Messenger RNA from Zonotrichia leucophrys gambelii, 4239 nucleotides. RefSeq names its product signal transducer and activator of transcription 1 (gene STAT1). Gene Ontology annotation, biological process: cell surface receptor signaling pathway via JAK-STAT; regulation of cell population proliferation; response to peptide hormone. Bases 337 to 2607 code for a protein of 756 amino acids. The record is from RefSeq and is a predicted model, not a curated record. Gene Ontology annotation, molecular function: DNA-binding transcription factor activity, RNA polymerase II-specific; RNA polymerase II cis-regulatory region sequence-specific DNA binding. The transcript has 25 exons. NCBI's taxonomy places the organism in Eukaryota, Metazoa, Chordata, Aves, Passeriformes, Passerellidae.
CGCACGCGCACUGGGGCGGGCGCGCGGCUCCCCGAGCGCAGCCGGCACCGUGACAGCGCCGAGCCGGAGCCCAGAUCGCUCCCGGGAGACACCCACCGAGCUUUGCGCUCUGGUGUCCUUGCACCUGGGGAAAGAGGAGGUGGCUCCUUCAUUCCUGGCAGGGACACCCCCGCUCCGCUGCCGCAGCCGCUCUCAAGUCCUCGCUGUCCACAGCUCACCCUCUCCAGACCUGCCCUGCCCGGCAGCGCUCGAAGCGGACCCUGUGCCCAGCCCGGCUGACGCUGCUCCCGCUGAUCCCGCGGCUCCAGCCCCGCUGGGCAGCCUCUGCCGAACAGAAUGUCUCAGUGGUAUCAACUACAGCAACUCGAUUCCAAGUUUCUGGAGCAAGUUCACCAGCUAUAUGAUGACAGCUUUCCUAUGGAGAUCAGGCAGUACCUGGCACAGUGGCUGGAAAACCAGGAUUGGGAACAUGCAGCCAACAAUGAAUCAUUUGCUAUACUCCUGUUCCAUGAGCUGCUGUCACAGCUUGAUGAUCAAUUCAGUAGAUUCUUGAUAGAAAACAACUUUUUGCUGCAGCACAACAUAAGGAAAAGCAAACGUAACCUUCAGGAUAACUUCCAAGAAGACCCAAUACACAUGGCAAUGAUCAUCCACAACUGUCUGAAAGAAGAGAGGAAAAUACUGAACUCUGCCCAGGCAUGCAAUGAGAUGGAAGUAGGGAGUGUACAGAACACUGCAGCUGGGAUGCCAGACAAGCAGAAGGAGCUUGAUGCCAAAGUUAGGGCUGUAAAAAGCAGUGUUACGGAUGUGGAGCAGGACAUCAAGACAUUAGAGGAUGUGCAAGAUGAAUACGACUUCAAAUGUAAAACCCUGCAGAACAGAGAACAUGAGUCCAAUAGUAUGUCUCAGGAGGAGUACAAGAAAGAGCAGCUGAAUCUCCAGCACAUGUUCUUAUCACUGGACCGCAAGAGAAAGGAGGUGGUGAAUAAGAUAGUGCAGCUGCUGCAGAGCACAGAGCACACACAGGCUGCCCUCAUUAAUGAAGAGCUGGUGGAGUGGAAGCACAGGCAGCAGACAGCAUGCAUUGGGGGGCCACCCAACGCCUGCCUUGACCAGCUGCAGAACUGGUUCACCAUUGUUGCUGAAAGUCUACAGCAAGUUCGUCAGCAGCUCAAGAAGCUUGAGGAACUGGAACAGAAGUUCACCUACGACCCUGAUCCCAUCACAAAAAAUAAACAACUUCUGCAGGACCGAACACACAAGCUUUUCCAGCAGCUCAUCCAAAGCUCCUUUGUGGUAGAGAGGCAGCCUUGCAUGCCAACACAUCCUCAGAGGCCACUAGUCCUGAAGACAGGAGUGCAGUUCACUGUGAAGCUGAGAUUGCUGGUGAGACUGCAGGAACUGAACUACAACUUGAAAGUGAAAGUUUUAUUUGACAAAGAUGUAACUGAGAAGAACUCGGUCAAAGGGUUCAGGAAAUUUAAUAUUUUGGGAACAAACACAAAAGUAAUGAACAUGGAAGAAUCUACUAAUGGAAGUCUAUCAGCAGAAUUCAGGCACUUGCAACUGAAAGAACAGAAAAACACGGGGAGCAGAACAAAUGAGGGUCCUCUGAUUGUGACAGAAGAGCUUCAUUCUCUGAGUUUUGAGACACAGUUGUGCCAGCCUGGUUUAGUAAUAGACCUAGAGACCACAUCCCUUCCCAUUGUUGUGAUCUCAAAUGUGAGCCAGCUUCCCAGUGGAUGGGCUUCUAUCUUGUGGUUCAACAUGCUGUCUACUGAUCCCAAGAACCUGUCCUUCUUUCUGAAUCCACCUUGUGCAAAGUGGUCUAAGCUUUCUGAUGUUCUGAGUUGGCAGUUUUCUUCUGUAACAAAGAGAGGACUUAAUGCAGACCAGCUGAGCAUGCUGGGGGAGAAGCUUCUUGGGCCAACAAUUGGAGGAUCUCAGGAUGGCCUUAUUCCUUGGACAAGAUUCUGCAAGGAAAAUAUAAAUGAUAAAAAUUUCCCCUUUUGGCUGUGGAUUGAGGGAAUCCUGGAGCUUAUUAAGAAACAUCUCCUGUGUCUCUGGAAUGAUGGCUGCAUUGUGGGCUUCAUCAGCAAAGAGAGAGAACGUGCUCUGCUGAAGGACCAGAGCCCAGGAACAUUUUUAUUGAGGUUCAGUGAAAGCAGCAGGGAGGGAGCAAUCACCUUUACCUGGGUAGAGGAGUCUCAGAAUGCAGAGCCCCAGUUCCACUCGGUGGAGCCCUACACCAAGAAGGAGCUCUCAGCCGUGACCUUCCCUGACAUCAUCCGCAACUACAAAGUGAUGGCAGCCGAAAACAUCCCCGAGAACCCUCUGAGGUUCCUGUACCCCAACAUCCCCAAGGACAAUGCCUUUGGCAAGUACUACUCCAGGCCCAAGGAGGCACCAGAGCCAAUGGAUUUGGAUGGUCCCAAGGGAACUGGCUACAUCAAGACCGAGUUAAUCUCUGUAUCUGAAGUGCACCCCUCCAGGCUGCAGUCUCCAGAAAACCUGCUGCCCAUGUCUCCCGAGGAGUUUGAUGAGGUGUCUCGCAUGGUGGGCCCCGCAGAGAUCGAUACUGUGAUGUGCACACACAUCCAGCUCUGAGCUUUGGCUGAGCUUUCCCUGUGUCAUUAGCAAGGCCCAUCCGCUUCACGCCUCCUGUGCUGCAUCAGUGCCUUGGGGACAGCGCUCCCCUUCCUUGGUUCCUCAGCCUCAAGGUCCUGCAGCAGUUUUAGCUGAUGGCAAUACCAAUAGCAGCAGCCUGAGCAGCCUCCCUACAAGCAUAUCUUUGUUUAAUUAGCAAGAUACCGUGCACAUCUUUGUUUAAUUAGCAAGAUACUGUGCCAGAGUGGAGGAAGAGGAAGGUGAGAUUGUGAGCUCCUCAAUGACAGUGAUGGCAGAAACAUGCAUUCAUUGUUUGAAGAAAUUAGCUAUAAGUUUAAAACAGUUAACUGUACAUAGAAGGCUUUAAAGAAAGCCUGUUUUUCUUUACUGUGCCUGAUCUGCCCAAGGUGAGGAUCUGGUCACCCCCAUUUCCUGCAAUAAUACAGAGCCCCCGUAGGUUAUAACAGGUGGAAUGGAACUCAGUUUUCUCAUGCAUCAUGAACCAGGGCAUUUAUUUAACUGUUAAUUUGAAUAGCUAAAACACUUUACAGGUUUUGGUAAUGAAGUGGUUUUGUAAUUAGGGGUAAGGCACAGGAAAGUGAAAAGAAGUUAAAGUUGAUCCAGAGCAAUGGCUGCAGGAUAUGCAGUCUGCAGUACCUAAAGCACGGAGCUGUGCUUCCACCAGAGGAGGAACAGGUUGGUUUCUCAGCACGUUAAAGGCAAUGAACAGCUCUCAGUUGAGGCAGCUGUGUCUCCCUGAGGGGCCCUGUCAGUGCAGCUGCUCAUCAGCAGGAGCCGAGCAGAGGGGCUGCAGCCCUGUCCAGGCACAGGGACACUGCAGGCCCUGCCUGAGCAGGGCUGGGACAGGGGCACCUCCAGAGGCCCCUCACACCCAUCAGCUGCUGCUCGGGAACAACAGGGCUGCUUCACUGUGGUGUGCUGUGCCCAAGACAUCUGAUGUGCCCCCUGAAAAAGCUUCCUAGAAAAACUAAAGGACCUAGAGCAUGUAACACGUGUAUUUAAAUGAAAGCAUUGCAAACUGACUUAUUUUUGGUGCCCUGAGUUACUGGGAUUAACAGUGCUACAGGAAAUGACUUAAUGCUUUUAUCUUACUGUAACAGCUGGAUGUGUAUCUGUUGCUAAUACAAAAAUCAAGUUGUUUUUUGAGCUGUGCUUUGUAUUCAUGUUCUACAAACCAUGUAUUCUUCAGUUUUGUGGGACUUAAAGCCGUGGCCUUAUUCACAGCUUGGUCUUUCCAUAGCCAGUAGUUCUAGAAGCAGUGAGUUUUCCUCAAUGGAAUAUUCUUUUAUAGAUUUUAAAUAAAAGGAACUCUCAGUUGUCACUUUUGUCCUUUCUCAUGUUUUGGCUACGUCUAUGAUAAAGUGGAUGUGCCAGUCUGUAUUUUACUACUCUGUAUCUCAUUUUAAACUUGUUUGUGCAACUAAAGAGUUACAGCUCUGAAGCCUGAGGCUGUACCCAUGCUUUUAAUUCUCUGCAUUGUGGCAGGCCUGUCUGCACUGCAGUUGUUAGAAGGUGGCUGUUACCUUUUUUUAUUACUGGUUGUAUCCCGUCAUUCAUUUGUUUCCAUCCCCACACAACCUUCAAUAAACUGAACCUGAAUUUCUAACUUGA